Molecule: messenger RNA, 3261 nt
Organism: Stylonychia lemnae
Lineage: Eukaryota; Ciliophora; Spirotrichea; Sporadotrichida; Oxytrichidae
Source: the annotation of a GenBank genome assembly
AUGGGAUCAGACGGCUAAUAGAAUCAAUAGCAAUAAACUUUUCUUUAAAGCAACUCAGCAUCGAGAGCUUCCUCGUUGAAUAAUAGCUCAAAGAGUAAAAACAAUAAAAUGAGAGAGUUCCAGCUUUAUAAGGAAAAUAAUGCUAAUGUAGACACCAGAUAAAACUCAACUCAUUAUGAUGGCUAAAACUACAUUGAAAAUUACAAUAAUUCGUAAAUGAUUGCGUUUGCAGACUAAUCGAUAAUAAUGAAUCAGAAUAAUCAGCAAUUUAUGAAUGAUAGUAUAGCAAAGAACAAUCUCAACAAUCCUAUUGAAAAUUUUAGAAAUGCCCAAAAUAGCUCUUUACUUGUUCCCUCAUAGAAUCAAUUGGUGAAGCAAAACUAAAUACUCAUGGAAUAAUAGUUGAUGAGUCUGGUCCUUUACGAUCCUCAAAGAAUGUUUAUUGGCGAGCAAAAUGCAAGAGUUCAGGAAAUAUUGAAAGAUGGUAAGACUGGCUUAUCCCUAAGCAACAUGCGCAGAAGUAGAUUUAAUACAUCUGCAAUAGGAAAUAGACAGUAAGCUCAUUUCAAUCAAAGUGUGAUUUCAAGUUAAUCCCCUCACUCUCAACUACCAAACCUAGAAAUUUCAGGGCACAUGCAACAAUUCAAAAAUAGCUUGAAACCUUUUUAUAAACAGACUAAGAUUAUACCUGAGCAUAUGGUAGAUGAUUAAUUCAAUAAUAAGGAGUGCUAUGUUUUAUAGCAUCCAAGAAGUUAGCAGCAGUAAAGGAGGAAAAUUACAACAGCUGCUCAUUCUGCUUUGUCAAAUACAAGUCAUGCUUAAUUCAGAACAGGAGGCAUGACAGGAGAUACAAGGAAAUUAGAAGACCCAGUAAUUGAUUAUAAUAGUAGCGCUGGCAAUCCUUUGAGCUCGCUGGCUUUCCUAUAAAACUAAAAUCUCCUUCAAAAUCAAUAAACGAACUAGGAUAUUAUGAUGCUUCAAAGAAAAUUUGAGGACAAUGAAUCUAAUAUAAUUCAUGAAUUAUAUAGCAAGCAUUUCCAGCAUAAAAAUAACGUUUAAAAAGCACUCGGGGAAAGGCUAGAUUCAACUAUAUAGCAGGAUAGGCAAGGAGAUAUGAUUAUCUCUGCAAUAAAAGAAAAACAAGAUGAAUCCUCUAAAAGCAGAUAAGUUAUGUAGAACUAUCUCACAAACCCAAAUGAAAGUAUAAGUAUGACAGAUAAUGUAUCUUAGCCAAAUGAUAUGAGGGGUUAGGAUUUCGACAAGAUUAAAUAUGUUUAGUAUGUGCCUAAAUUCUUAAGAGGAAGUAACGAGACUAUCAUUAACAAGAUGUAUAUGGGUAGCCCUGUUCACAACAUGACUAUUGGUUCAACAGAUGAUUAAUAAAACCAUGAAAUGUUUAAAGGAGAGAUAAGAUGCCAUACUCAUCAUCUGCAUAAUCGUAGAUGUGAGAAAUUCAAGGUAAUGGAUGUAGCUGAAAUCUAGAACUAAGCCUUUAAAAACCUGAAAGUUGAGAAUAAAUAAAUAUUUGACGAGAGAAACGGUUCACGCAGCUACAAAGCAUCAUUCUUUCCAUCGAGUAUUAUUCCUGAGGAGCUUGUAGAUAUUGUAAAGGAAACUCAAGAUUUUUAAAAGACCAUGCUUAUUAAUGAAAAAAUGCUUUUGUCAAGGCCAAAAUCUAAUAAUAAGAUCAAAUCAAGGUUCUUUUCAAAUGAAAAUAAAGGCUAAAUAGUAUAAAAGGACAUUGAAGUUACUUCAGACUAUAGAAAUAGUCUUAUUCAGUAGAGAAGAUAAUAGCUGAUCUAGAAAGUAAACUUGAGCAAGGACUUUAGAACUGAUAAUCAGAUUUAGAAUUUUACAUAGGAAGAUAGUCAAAUUUUAGAUCCUAUUCAUGCCUUUUAGCAGUAGGAUUAUCUUCUUCAAAAUAAUUUACUUAUCAACUCUGACAUAAAUCAGUUAGCCUAGCAUCAAUAAUAACAGAAUUCAAACCGUAAUUAUUACUAUCCCAAGGUCUCGAUCCUUAAUCAUUUUAACGCAUUCUCUCAUGAUUCUAAAUAUCCCUCGAACUAGCUAUAACAAGCUAUAUAAAGCUGGGAUUUUUCCUAGACGCCUAUCUCAAACCACAAUUUAAAGAUCAAUAUUGAGAAGGAAUGUGUAAAAUAUCAUCAUAAUCACGUGACAACUUAAAAGAAUCUUAUACUAUCGUCGAAGACUUAAUCUGAGGAUGGCAAUGUUAAUAAUUAGGAAGAUUAAGCUGAGAGACAUCAAAUUAAGUUAGCUAAUCCUGAUAAUUUGACAUAAAACAUUUUCAGACCGAGAGGAAUGAUUAGCAGUCUGGGUUCAAGCAAGUAACUCUCUCCAGUAGCAGGACAUGCUCCUUAGUAUGAUCAAUCAUCCUUGCAAAAUAGAACUCAGUCAAGAAAGACUGAAAGAGGUCAGAGAUUCUUUAACUUCAACGAGGUAAACAGUCUUUAAGAUAAGAAAUGGCAGUCACCCUACAUUCACCAAAAGAAAUGCGAUCUGAUAAAGAAGAUCAAUCUAAAGCAGAAUGAACUUAAGAACUUUGAGAAGUCUAAUAAGGUUUAAAAUGCCUAAAACCUAAAUUCAUCAGUAAAUAAUCCUUAUAAUUUGUGGAAUCGUAAUCGAAAUAAAAGUAACCUUUAAACAAGGAAAAGAUAAAGUCUCUAAAUGAGUGUAAUAGAAGGCUCCUUAAGAGAUAAGAACACGAUGCAGCAAACAAAAGUUAAUAGAACCGCUGGGGGGAAUUCGGGUAACAGUGGUACUAAGAAUUAAAAGGGAAAAAAUCUGGUGAACCAGCCCAGCUCACUGAUGGCUUUUAAACUUAAAAGAUAUCAAAGACCUAACACUUAACAGAUUCACAGAGCAGAGAAGCAAAUCAGCCAAAAAGCAGUUAAUACAAUAGAGUAUGGAAUAGAUUAGAACUUAGGCAGUAUGGGUGGAGUAACAACCUAGAAAGACACUACCUUCUAGAUGGACAACAAGAACGGGGAUCAUAGAUUGGAAACUGACUCUUUAAGUAUGAGCAGUGGAAACAUAAAUGUCACAGUCAAUCAACAGCAGUAAAGCUUGAAGUAAAUUCGCAAGAGCGAGGGCAAUAAACGCUUGAUUAUUAGCAAGAGGAGCGGUGAUUUCUUUGGUAAAAAGUAAAGCAGAUAGCAGCUGGCUGGCAAUGACGCCUUAAUUGGGGGAAACUCAAGCACUGUGAUAAAUCAGAGUGGGGUUAUAAGUCUGACACAGGAAUGA